Molecule: messenger RNA, 3708 nt
Organism: Brassica napus (rape)
Lineage: Eukaryota; Viridiplantae; Streptophyta; Magnoliopsida; Brassicales; Brassicaceae
Product: transcription factor MYB120-like
Exons: 3
Coding region: 1338-3068 (576 amino acids)
Source: RefSeq, a predicted model, not a curated record
UUUAGAGUUUUAAAAUGUUUUAUUUUAAUUAUUAAUAGUUUCAUUUAAGUUUUUUUGUAAAAUUUUAGAUAUAUAUGACAAAUAUUCAACUAAAGUUGAUGGAAUUGGAUGUAUCAUGUCCUUUUCAGAUCCUAAAUAUCUGAACCCAACCCGAACCCGAUAUGGACUCGAAAAAUCAUGGGUAUUUUAUGGAUAUUUUAAUUAUAGACCCGAACCGACCCUGACCCGAGAAAAACCGACCCGAACCCGAACCGAAAAUUUCUAAGUACCUAUUGGAUCUAAAUAUUUAGGACCCGAAAAGACCCGGACCCGAAAGAAACCGGCUCGGACCCGACCCGAAGACCCGAACGCCCAUGCCUACUCAUAGGAACCGUUUCCCUUGCAAGGCAUUUCUGAACCAGCCGGUUCUGGUUAACGGGCGAUAAAAGAAGGAUCACAACCAUUUUAUAACAACUUUCUUUUAGAUGGCCGGUUCAACUUCUGAUUUCACAAGAUUCCAUAUCCUGUCCCCAUGGCAAGGAGGUUUUACUCCACAUGUGUCAAAGCAGAGACAAGAGAAUCUCAAUCUCCCACCAUAAGUGAACAUUGGAGUCCAUUCGUCUGAUUCUCCGGCAAAACAUUUUCCUGGUGUUCGUGCCAAUUUCCAACAACCUGAUUUGGCUAUGUAUCUCUAAAUAGUAGCUGAAAUCCAAUAUUAAUCGAUUAGAUUAUAUUUCAAAAAUUUACAUACGAUUUUUAUGGAUUUGAAAAGUGUUCCCCGCGUGUGUUCAAAAAAAAAAAGUGUUCCCCGUGUUUUAAAUGUUACAAAGAAAUCCGUAGGUAAAUCUUGUUAUUAAUUUCUAGAAACCAAUCUCAUAUUACAAUUGUCUUUUUUUUUUGUCAAAGCUUAACCGUUACAAUUGUCAUUUUCUUAAAAUAGAAAGAGAAGUGAAAAAACAACCAAUCUUAUGAGUUGUCUACAAAGACUUGUGUUGUUUCUACAGAGACUUGUGUUGUUUCCAGAGAAACAAACACUGUCAGUUUAUAUUUCUCCCCUCUAUUUUUAUUUAUAUAUCUCAAAUUUCUUGUUUUUUUCGUUGUAGUUUUACACGGUAAAUUACCAAAAUUGCCUCUUGUUUUUCUUUUUGUUACUUUUGCCUCUUUGUCAUCAUUUGUCAUAGAGGAAACAGUAAAUAAAAAGGGAUCAGAAAAUAUCUUUACCAUGGCCAAGCUUGGGGGGUGAAAAUCACUCUGUAGGUCUCACCUUUCUCAAAUCCCCCCCAAAAGCCGACAAUCAAUUCAAAAAAAAAAAAAAAAAAACUCCUUUUAAUUCUCUCAAGGAACAAAAAGUGAAACCUAUGAUCAUGUACGGAGGGGAAAUAGAGAAAGCAGGUGGAUCGGCCAAUCACAUGUCAAAUGGAGGAGGAGUGGUACUGAAGAAAGGGCCAUGGACGGCGGCAGAAGAUGAGAUACUUUCUGUGUACGUUAGAGAGAACGGUGAAGGAAACUGGAACGCCGUUCAGAAAAACACAGGCUUGGUUCGUUGCGGCAAAAGUUGUCGUCUCCGUUGGGCCAAUCACCUUCGACCUAAUCUCAGAAAAGGUUCUUUCACAGGAGACGAAGAACGUCUCAUCAUCCAACUUCAUGCUCAGCUCGGUAACAAAUGGGCUCGCAUGGCCGCUCAGUUACCGGGAAGAACAGAUAAUGAGAUCAAGAACUAUUGGAACACGAGGUUGAAACGCCUUCAACGCCAAGGACUUCCUCUUUAUCCUCCAGAUAUCAUCCCUAACCACCAACUCCAUCCACACCCACAUCAUCAUCAACAAAAUCAUCAUCAACAGCAACAUCAACAUCAACAAAUGUAUUUUCAACAACAAUCUUCACAACCAAACACACCAUCAUCUUCUCCUCUUCCAUCUCCAACGCCAAUAAACGCAAACCCCUCAUCAUCUUUCACUUUCCACAGCACAAACGCAUCAACCGCUUAUCUCCUCCAUCCUCUAAGCCCUCACACUCCAACCACACCGCAAACUCCUUCUCAACUCUCUUCCACACCACCUCCACCGCCUCUUUCGUCUCCUUUAUCUUCCCCACGAAACAACCAAUAUCCAACUCUUCCUCUUUUCACCUUCCCGAGCUCCCAAAUCAACAACAAUAACAAUAAUACCAAUUUCACUUUCCCUAGGCCCCCACCUCUCCUCCAACCGCCUUCAUCGCUCCUUGCCAAACGCUACAACAAUUCUAAUACUCCUCUCAAUUGCAUCAACCGCGUUUCGACCGCACCAUUUUCACCUGUUUCUAGAGACUCUUACACUUCCUUUCUAACAUUACCUUACUCUUCCCCUACCGCUCAAACUGCUACUUACCAUAACACUAACAACAAUUACUCUUCAUUUUCUUUAAACCCUUCACCUUCUUCUUACCCUACAACAACUUCUUCCCCAAGCUUUCUUCACUCUCAGUACACUCCAAAUUAUUCUUCCACAUCCUUUCACAACAACCCGGUUUACUCCAUGAAACAAGAGUUCCCUUCAAACCAAAUCCCCCAGAUAGGUGUCUUUAACAAUGUCAACAACUUCACAGACAAUGAAAAACAGAACAAUACCAAUCUUCACAGAAGAAGUAUUAGCUGCAGCCUCUUGGAGGAUGUCCUUGUAGAGGCCGAGGCUCUAGCCGGUGGAGACGGAGACCGACCUUCGAAACGGAGACAACUCACUGCUUCUCCUCCUAACCACCACAACAACAAUAACAACGAUAAUGAUAAUUUCUUCUCCGUUAGUUUCGAACAAUAUGAUUCUUCUGAAAACAUAUGUUCCUUACAAGAUUUGAAACCGAAGGAAGAAGAAUCCCUUCAAAUGAACACAAUGCAAGAUGACAUAGCUAAACUUCUUGACUGGGGAAGUGAUAGUGGAGAGAUCUCUAAUGGACAAUCAUCUGUUCUCACUGACGACAAUCUUGUUCUUGAUGUUCAUCAACUGAAUUCACUAUUCCCGGCUGACUCCACGGCCGCUGAAACAAGGACCAAUGAUGAACAGAACAAUAAUGAUAAAAUUAACUGUUCAUGGGACAAUUUGCAUGGAGUCAGCUAGAAAAUGUCAACAGACCACAAGAACUAACGAAGACCAAAGUCUUGGAUCUUUGAUUGUAUUGUAUCAUUAAAAAGUUUACUUGUAUUUGUUGCAAAUCGUCUGUUUUCUGUUUAAUGCUAUUUGAUCUCUUACUUAUUUGUGAUUAUGGAUACAUUCAUGUAUUGUUCUUCGAACUCCAUACUAUUCACUACGUUUCUUUGAUUUCUGCCAAGGAUAUACAAAUCAUUAAGCAUAACCACAACUACCACUUUUAAAAAGAAUUAUGUUGGCAAUAAACAAAGACGAAAUCUGAACUAAUAUUUCAAUGCAUAACAUAUAUUUUCCCUACAAUAAAAAAAAACUGCAUGUAAAAGAAUCGAGCAUCUAAGUAAAUGCGUUUUGGUAAAAUAAAAACUAAAUCAUAAGCAUAAUAUAAUAGUUAAAACGAUUAUUCGUGAAUGAAAUCUAAACCCUAAAGGAGAAACCCAAGAGAGCCAUAAUCGCUUAUUUAAGAUUGAAAUUUAAUUAAAUACUAAAUCUAUUUGGAAAGGGGAACAAAAGGGGCAGCCAUAAUCGCCUAUUUAUGAAUGAAACUUAAAUCCUAAAGCUAUUCUGAAAGGGUAAACCUAAGAGAAUUCCAUAAACAAUUAUUUAUGAUUGA